CUUUCAACCACGUGGCCACGCUUCAUAUUUUGCUCCUUACAUCUUCGAGUCUUAAAGCUUGGACUUCUGUGUCCUCUAAAAUUCUUGCUUUCGAGUUUACUCCGCUUCGAACAUUAUUUGCUAAUAUGUCUUUCCUUGGUCGUGGUGGUCCGUCACCAGCCGGUGGUGUCAACCAUGAGCGCAUUGAAAUGGCCAUAAACGAAAUUGACAUGGUUUCAGACGUAUUUAACCGUAUUGUUUCUUCAUGUCAUGCCAAGUGUAUCAGUCCUCGUUAUGCCGAAGGAGACCUCAACAAGGGCGAGAGUGUCUGCAUUGAUAGAUGUGUGGCAAAGUUCUUCGAAGUUAACAAGAAGGUCGGAGAAAAGAUGCAGAGCGCAGGAGCAAGUGCACAGGCCACGGGGUCAACUAGCUUCUCGCUAUGAGAGUAACCGCGCGAGGACAUUUAUAUGGAUAGUUAUGAUAGCUUUGACUUGUUCUACAACGUAAUGCAACCAUUCAUCCCAACACAUUAGACAAACAUGUAUCGGACGCAUCCUACUUGGUAAAGUUCGGGAAACAUUCUGCCAAUGUUUUUGAGUGCUUGUUCUGGGCGUGCUCCUCUAGUCUGCAAUGUGUGCAUGUACAGCUGGUGCACGGGUGGUGAGUAG
Messenger RNA from Suillus subalutaceus, 647 nucleotides. RefSeq names its product Tim10/DDP family zinc finger-domain-containing protein. The record is from RefSeq and is a predicted model, not a curated record. The transcript is spliced from 5 exons. Gene Ontology annotation, biological process: protein insertion into mitochondrial inner membrane. NCBI's taxonomy places the organism in Eukaryota, Fungi, Basidiomycota, Agaricomycetes, Boletales, Suillaceae. Gene Ontology annotation, cellular component: mitochondrial inner membrane. The coding region runs from base 126 to 422 and encodes 98 amino acids.